CCCUCUAGGGGUCCCCACCUCCGCGCCGCCCCACGGGCUGACCGGCGCCCGGGCCCGCCCCCGGCGCCCACCAUGUACGCCUUUGUGCGGUUCCUGGAGGACAACGUCUGCUACGCGCUGCCCGUGUCGUGCGUGCGCGACUUCAGCCCCCGCUCGCGACUGGAUUUUGACAACCAGAAGGUGUACGCGGUGUACCGGGGCCCGGAGGAGCUGGGCGCCGAGCCCGAGAGCCCCCCGCGUGCCCCCCGGGACUGGGGCGCGCUGUUGCUUCACAAGGCCCAGAUCCUGGCGCUGGCAGAAGACAAAUCUGACCUUGAAAACAGUGUGAUGCAGAAGAAAAUAAAAAUCCCCAAACUUUCUCUCAGUCAUGUAGAAGAUGAUGUGGAGGUUAAAGACUAUGGGGAAGAAGAUUUACAGCUUAGACACAUCAAGAGACCAGAGGGGCGGAAGCCUAGUGAAGCGGCUCACAAGAGUAUCGAGGCAGUGGUGGCCCGGCUAGAGAGACAGAACGGCCUGAGCCUGGGCCACAGCACUUGUCCAGAAGAGGUCUUUGUGGAGGCCUCACCGGGCACAGAGGACAUGGACAGUCUGGAGGAUGCUGUCGUGCCCCGGGCUCUGUAUGAGGAGCUGCUGCGAAACUAUCAGCAACAACAAGAGGAGAUGCGCCACCUCCAGCAGGAGCUGGAGCGGACUCGGAGGCAGCUCGUACAGCAGGCCAAGAAGCUCAAGGAGUACGGGGCCUUGGUGUCUGAAAUGAAGGAGCUCCGAGACCUCAACAGGAGACUCCAAGAUGUGCUACUCCUGCGGCUUGGCAGCGGUCCUGCCAUUGACUUGGAAAAAGUAAAGUCAGAAUGUCUCGAGCCCGAGCCGGAGUUACGGAGCACUUUCAGUGAGGAAGCAAAUACGUCGUCCUAUUACCCCGCUCCUGCGCCUGUCAUGGACAAGUAUAUCCUAGACAAUGGCAAGGUCCAUCUGGGAAGCGGGAUUUGGGUUGACGAGGAGAAAUGGCACCAGCUACAAGUUACCCAAGGAGAUUCUAAGUACACGAAGAACUUGGCAGUCAUGAUCUGGGGAACAGAUGUUCUGAAAAACAGAAGUGUCACAGGAGUCGCCACAAAAAAAAAGAAGGAUGCAAUCCCAAAGCCACCCCUCUCUCCUCACAAGCUAAGCAUCGUCAGAGAGUGUUUGUAUGACAGAAUAGCACAAGAAACGGUGGAUGAAACGGAAAUUGCACAGAGACUCUCCAAAGUCAACAAGUACAUCUGUGAGAAAAUCAUGGAUAUCAACAAAUCCUGUAAAAAUGAAGAACGAAGGGAAGCAAAAUACAAUUUGCAAUAAACUUUAAUUUUUUUUCUUAAGGCCUUUGCAUUUUUCUUGUGUGGUGUAUGCAUUUCAGGUAAUAGUGCCAUCCAAACAGACCACACCAGACACGGCUGUGUCUGGGCAGGAGGCCUUCAGGACACUGAGGUCAGUGUCUUAGUCUGAACUUGGGCUUCCUUCUUCAAAGAAGGCAGAUGGAUUCACUGAGACUCAGCACGGGGCUCACCACAGGCCUCAUGCCAUCGCCAGUGUUGUUAUGGAAGGGGCGAAGCACUUUCUGCAGGGCUGUAAAAUGUCAGAGACCUGUCCGGACCACAAUACAAACUGUUGUUUUUACCAUCGGAGGACAUCGAUCUCCACUUCUCUAUUUUGUUCUAUAAUAAAAUUCCAUUAAUUCUUGAUGUA
Apodemus sylvaticus (European woodmouse) is the source of this 1725-nucleotide messenger RNA. It is a transcript of the gene Bend5, whose product is annotated as BEN domain containing 5. Lineage: Eukaryota; Metazoa; Chordata; Mammalia; Rodentia; Muridae. The coding region runs from base 73 to 1338 and encodes 421 amino acids. The record is from RefSeq and is a predicted model, not a curated record. Gene Ontology annotation, molecular function: DNA binding. Gene Ontology annotation, biological process: negative regulation of DNA-templated transcription. The transcript has 6 exons.